This is a messenger RNA of Lymnaea stagnalis (great pond snail), 1383 nucleotides long. The record is from the annotation of a GenBank genome assembly. Lineage: Eukaryota; Metazoa; Mollusca; Gastropoda; Lymnaeidae.
AUGGUGCUUACAGCAAUGCCCGUUACGCCAACAACAACAACGACCAAUACACCGAUGGUCUUUACUUCAACCCAUCUGGCUACAACAGCGGCUACAACAACAACUACAACAACAACAACAACUACGGAUCCAACUACGCUAACUCUGCCCCAUACGGCAGCAGCUACUCCUCAAGGUCAUACGGCAGUAGGUACGGCUCCGGAAGAGGAUCAUCUUACGGCAGAAAUAAUGCUUACCAGGCUAACAACAACUACAACAACAACAACUACAACAACAACAACUACAAAUCUGGUAAGUUUUGUGUGUGUGUGAUGUUCAAUUUAUUAAACCUUGCAGUUGUUUUAAAUAUCGUUAUUAUACAUCAAAGAAUAUCUACUACUUUAUUAACAUGUCAAGAAUUUUGCAAUAAGCAUAUUACCUUUUUAGUUUCGUACAACUUGCGUUAAUGAAUGAGUUCUGUUACAAAACGCCUAAUAGGAAAUGACGUUGUUAAAACAAGUAUCUAUUUGGUGUAUUGGAGACACAUCUCAGUAAGUUAUUUAGUGCAUGGUACACGUACGUCACAGGAGUUUCUCGGUAAAGAUAAAAGGAAAUAACUCAAGAUACAUUUAAAAAAACAGCUAAAAUUUGUUGUUUUUUUUAAAAUAUAAAUGUACGGUAUUGAAAAUAAAUAUCUAUAUUAGGCAUUUUUCGUUACGUCUAGGGGUACUCAAUUGGAGGAUUUUCAAAUUAUUAUUUAAGUCAUGUCCUUGCUCCCCUUUUUCCCCAUACUGUGCCCUAAAUAAGUAACUUUAGAGACGCUAAGUUCUGGUUUGUAAAGUUUUGAGGUAAAUUCUGAUCCUCUCGUUUCAUAAAAACCUUAUGAAAAGUUUCUAUAUGUUCCCCCCUAGUGUGAGUGUGAAUACAUACAUGUCAACAAAAUAGGAAAUUACAUUGUCGAUAUCCUUAAAAAGUGCUCUAUUAAAUCUGGUAAAGUUAGAGGGACUGUUUUUUUAGGGAAAAAUGGUACAUAACCAAACUUAAAAUGGCCCACAGGUAUUCUAAAGGCAGUACAAAACCUCCCAAAAACUUGUUAUUUUCACACAUAGGAAUCUGCCAGAACCGUUUAGUGAUAUCUAUUUAGUGGCUCCAUAUAAUGCCGAGAAAAUGUCCCCUGGGUAAGGAAUGACUUCGGCGCACAAAUGAAUGAAUCGUGUUAAAUAUUAGCAUUUGUGCUUACAAUAAAUAGCAUUGAAACGUAUUAAUAAUUUUAUCAUGAUUAUCAUUUCAGGAUCCUAUUAAUUCCAUCACGAAUUUCAAGGGCCGUAAGAACAACCAGCAUUUUAACAAGUCUAUAGAGCUACCCUACACUGAAAAUGAAGUUGUUUCCCUUGACUUGCGGAC